UGUGUUUCAGAAUAUAUAUUUGGAAUGACGGAGAUAACCAUGGCAACAGAUCGCGAGAUGAAUCCUUUCCGUCGCUUUGUAUUGCAUGUUAACCGAAAGAGGAUUGUCAGGCUGUUCCUCCAUGUUUCGUUCGUUGCUGUCGUCGUGGUCCUUGUUACAACUUACAGUAAAUUCGGAGCAAUCAAUAGGAACAUAAACCUCUCAAAGAUUCAUGCCAACACAUGUCGCUGUGACGAAGGAAUCUUCAAUGUCAUACCCAGGGAAUCCUCCAGCGAAGCCAAACCGAAAAAACUGGUAUCUGAUUAUCUUCAGGCUCAUGGUCGAUAUUCGUCAGAAGUUCGCCAUAUUGCUUUCUUGAAGGUCCACAAAUGUGCCAGUUCCACCAUGCUUAAUAUCUUUUAUAGGUUCGGUUAUAAAAGGGGACUUAACUUUGUACUACCCACUAAAGGUAACUACAUAUCUAUGAUUCAACAAAAAGGAGUUAUAUCACUUGUCCCUCCACCCGCCAUGUCCGGGUAUGAUAUUCUUUGCAACCAUGUUCGUAGAUUCAACAAAGAACAAUUCUCUCGUUUCCUUCCACAAGACACUAAGUAUAUAGCCAUAGUUCGAGAACCUUUCCAAAGAAUGUACUCGGCGUUUAACUAUUAUCGGAACCUAGCACGCUUUUCAUUCUUGACGGUAAUUGGGGGUUUGGACCCUUUCAAAACCUACCUCAAUAAUAUCGCAUCCUUGGAAACCAAGUGGGGAGAUUACUCUGUUACUAACAACAGGAUUGCAAGGGAUUUCGGUUUUCCUAUUGCGGACUACAGAAACAUUUCAAAGUUCAAAACAUAUCUGGAAACACUUGAUAAGCAGUUCCACUUUGUAAUGGUCUCCGAGAUGUUUUACGAAUCACUGGUGCUCUUGCGGAGAUUGCUAAAAUGGUCAGUGGAAGAUGUGAUAUUUCAAUCAAUAAAUGUGCAUGAACACAAAACUGUCACAAUGAAUGUUAGCGCGGAGAAUAUCAAACCUUUUCUAGCUCUUGAUCGUAUUCUGUAUGACCAUUAUGUCAAAAGACUUAAAGAACAGAUUACUUCAGAAGGGCCAGAUUUUCACAAGGAGCUUCAAUACUUCAAAGAUAUAAACUCCAAAGUCACAGAGUUUUGUAUUGCAAAGAAUACUACGAACAAACCACUGUUAUUCCGGGCAAAUGAUUGGCAUGGUGAUUUUAACUUCAAGCUACAUGACUGUGACUGGAUCGGUAAAGCUGAGAUUAGGUUUCUGAAUUUAGUACGGGACGAACAAACAUAUCGUGUUAAGAAAUAUGGAGCUAAUAUAAGUUACUUCCAAUAAAGUCUAUCUAUUUGUAUGGUACAAUGAUAAUUUUACCAUGACAGUGGAGAAUGACUGCUUUUGAUUGGUCAAAAUAAGAUGAAAAUCGGAUAUCUCAUUCCAUUCGAUACCUCAAAGUUAACAUGCCUUUUCAAACAGAAAACUUCCAUAUGAAUCUAUCGAUAACCUACGUAUCGAUUCAUAGAACAAUAGCCAACGCAAACACAUUAGAAUUGUAAACGUUCUGUAUCAUCUAUUUAACAUGAUGAAAUCUAUUUCAGAACACACAAUUAUGUAAAACACAAACUAGCCAUUAUUCAAGCUCCAGACAAUCAUCGGUAAUGAAAAUGAGCAGUGCCUCAGACUAAAUACGGCGGUAAUCAAGGAUACUCCAAUGUGGUUCCUUUGGCACACGGUGUUGAUGAUCACGUUCGUGAUGAACAUAAAUAAAGAUCGGCAUUGUCCUUUGGGUUCGUGCAAUUUGUAAAUAACACUGCCGUCGUGAACAAUUUUGGCAGCCAUGGAGCGAAGAGUAACUGAAGAAGGUAAUGUUGAACCAUGUCGAGAUUUGGGGUGGAGAAUCAUUCUGAAUAUGUAUUGCCGUUACUGUGGAUUUAUUUCAAGCCAACUGCCACAUAAGUACAACUUCAACAUCAUAAAGCCCAAUGAUUUAAUAAGCUGAUUGAGAAAUACAUUAGCUCAGCGGUGUUUUCUGAGACUAUUUCUGUAACCUGUCAUCCUACACAGGGAGCUUUCAUGUUGAAUCCAAGCAGCGCAAAUAUGCAACAUGAAUAUAUCUUUGAAGGCUGUAUAAAAGUUUACUUUUCACUGUAAAGCAGUAUCUAUACAGUUGAUUCCCCGACAGAUUUUGUCAAAAUA
Messenger RNA from Haliotis rufescens (red abalone), 2190 nucleotides. RefSeq names its product galactose-3-O-sulfotransferase 2-like. Gene Ontology annotation, cellular component: membrane. The transcript is spliced from 3 exons. NCBI's taxonomy places the organism in Eukaryota, Metazoa, Mollusca, Gastropoda, Lepetellida, Haliotidae. Bases 25 to 1332 code for a protein of 435 amino acids. Gene Ontology annotation, biological process: glycolipid biosynthetic process. The record is from RefSeq and is a predicted model, not a curated record. Gene Ontology annotation, molecular function: galactosylceramide sulfotransferase activity.